Messenger RNA from Nerophis ophidion (straightnose pipefish), 3536 nucleotides. Its product is annotated as gastrula zinc finger protein XlCGF57.1-like. The record is from RefSeq and is a predicted model, not a curated record. The coding region runs from base 111 to 1742 and encodes 543 amino acids. Gene Ontology annotation, molecular function: RNA polymerase II cis-regulatory region sequence-specific DNA binding; DNA-binding transcription factor activity. Gene Ontology annotation, biological process: regulation of transcription by RNA polymerase II. Lineage: Eukaryota; Metazoa; Chordata; Actinopteri; Syngnathiformes; Syngnathidae. The transcript has 2 exons.
GUAUGUUUUCGCUGCCGUAAAUGAAAAGCGGAAGUUAGCAAAGCCGCAAAACGAACAAAGAGCUAAAGGCGACGAAGUGUAUUCGAGUAAAAAAAAACACAACUUUGAAAAUGUUGAAAGAUUUGAUAAGACAGAGACUAAUAGUGGUAGCUGACGAAAUAUUCGCUAUGUUUGAAAGAACAGUGGCGUCGUACGAGGAGGAACUUUGUCGAACAAAAGAGGAAAAUGAGCGACAUCGACAACAACUGGAAGCUUUGAGGCAAACUGGACCUGCUCUACAAAUUGAAGACGUCCAUCAAGAAGAAUGCCCUCCUCAGUCGCAGGCCACCAACUCCAAUGUGAAGCAGGAGGAUUCACAACCCUCUGACAUUAAAGAGGAAGAUGAGGAACUACGAAUCACUGAGGAGGGAAAGUGUCUCCAAGGGCCGGAGGAAACUGAGCUCAACAAGUUGCCACUGACUGUUAUCUCUGUGAAGACUGAAGAUGGUGAAGAGGAACCACAAGCAGACAACCUAUUCGCUCCACUGUCAGCUAGUGAGGCUGAAGACAGAGUUGAAGAACCUUUGAGCGGCAAUUCAGACUGUGACGGUGAUGUAAGGAUACACACUGACAAAAAACACCCUGAAUGCUCUGAAAAGUCAGGUGUAGAACAUUUGGCCUGCUCCCUUUGUGCUAAAAACUUUACUAAAAAGAGCAAUUUGAAUGCACACAUGAGAACACACACGGAAGAAAAACCCUUUAAGUGCUCAGCUUGUGAUAAAAGAUUCUCCUACCGUUCAACUAUGGUGUCACACAUGAUAACACACACAGGAGAAAAACCUUUUCGAUGUUUAGUUUGUGCUAAGAGCUUUUCAUAUAAAGGUAAUUUGAAUGUUCACAUGCAGUCACACGAAACAGACAAAUCCUUUAGGUGCUCGGUUUGUGACAAAAGCUUUUCUUAUAAGAGUAAUUUGAAUACACACAUGCAGACUCACAAAACAGAGAAACUUUUCAGUUGCUCGUUUUGUAGUAAAGGUUUCUCUCAGAAUGCAACUUUGGUAUCGCACAUGAGAAUACACACUGGCGAAAAGCCUUUCGGAUGCUCAGUUUGCGACAAAAGAUUCUCUCAGAAUGCAACAUUGGUGUCGCACAUGAGAACGCACACUGGAGAAAAACCCUUUAAAUGCACAAUUUGCGGCGAAAGCUUUUCAAACAAAUGCAAUUUGACGCAACACAUGCACACACACAAGGCAGAAAAAACCUUUAGCUGCUCAGUUUGUGAUAAAAGCUUUUCUUACAACAGUUCUUUGUAUGCACACAUGCAGACGCACAACACGGAAAAACCCUUCCAGUGCUCAUUUUGUGGUAAAAGAUUCAGUCAAAAGGUCAAUAUGGAAUCACACAUUAGAACACACACUGGAGAAAAACCCUUCAUUUGUUCAGUUUGCGAUAAAAGAUUCUCUCACAAUACCACUUUGGUAUCACACAUGAGAACGCACACUGGAGAAAAACCUUUUAGUUGCACAGUUUGCGGUGAUACAUUUUCUUACAGAUAUAGUGUGACGCAACACAUGCGGACCCACAAAACUGAAAAACCCUUUCGGUGCUCAGUUUGUGGUAAAAGAUUCAUCCAGAAACUAAGUAUGGAAACACACAUGAGAACGCACACUGGAGAAAAACCUUUUGAAUGCGCAAUUUGCGGUAAAAAUUAUUCGUAUAAGAAAACUUUUGUAGCUCACAUGCAAACACACAAUGGAGAAUAACGGUUUUCCAGUCCAUUGUGCUAAACCAGGAGUUCCCACUACGUCGAUCGUGAGCUACCGCUUGAUUCCUAGGCAUUAAAAAAAAUGACAUAUCAUCAAUCUUCACUAUGAUGACGACCAUCUGGAACGGAUCACAAUAAGUGAUGCCAUCCCGCCUGCGUUAACAGAAUAAGAGCCUUAGAUUACUAGUGCACACAAGCUAGCAAGCUAUUGACUUAGCCACCACUUUCAUGCGGAGGACUGUGUUCCCCUUCACAAUGCAAAUUCGAAGUUGUGGAACCUACCAGCAACUCCUGUGUAUCCUCACAGAUUCCAAUCAAUGCAAGUCAACAGCAUACGGUAAUACACUCGCUUAUAUUGUUGUCUUCGAGAACAGACGGGAAUCUAUAUGUCAUUCAACAUGUUUGUAGUUAGAUCAGGAAAAAAACAGAGGCAUUUUCAUCCCUACAAGCCUGUUUCGCAGGGUUCUCUGCUCUUCAGGGGAUUUUAUGAAAGAGGCUUGUAGGCAUGAUAUAGCCUCUGUGUUUUUUCCUGACCUAACGUACAUAUUCCGCUGUACCCCGGUAUUGAACACUGUAUAUCGGAUAAACCACAGAAACCUUGACUAUAUGUAUAAAUAAAUAAAUAUAUACAUAUAUAUAUAUAUAUAUAUAUAUAUAUAUAUAUAUAUAUAUAUAUGUAUAUAUAUAUAUAUGUGCGUCUGCCUCACAAUACGAAGGUCUUGAAGUCAUGGGUUCAAUCCCAGGCUCGGGAUCUUUCUGUGUGGAGUUUGCAUGUCCUCCCCGUGAAUGCGUGGGUUCCCUCCGGGCACUCCGGCUUCCUCCCACCUCCAAAGACAUGCACCUGGGGAUAGGUUGAUUGGCAACACUAAAUUGGCCCGAGUGUGUGAAUGUGAGUGUGAAUGUUGUCUGUCUAUCUGUGUUGGCCCUGCGAUGAGGUGGCGACUUGUCCAGGGUGUACCUCGCCUUCCGCCCGAGUGUAGCUGAGAUAGGCACCAGCGCCCCCCGCGACCCCAAAAGGGAAUAAGCGGUAAGAAAUGGAUGGAUGGAUGGAUAUAUAUAUAUAUAUAUAUAUAUAUAUAUAUAUAUAUAUAUAUAUAUAUAUAUAAACCUGUGAAACAGGCUUGUAGGGAUGAUAUAGCCCCUGUGUUUUUUCCUGACCUAACGUGUGUGUAUGUGUAUAUAUAUAUAUAUAUAUAAAUAAAUAUAUGUGUGUGUGUAUUUAUUUAUUUAUAUAUAUUUAUAAAUAUAUAUAUAUAUAUACAUUUGUAGCUCACAUGCAAACACACAAUGGAGAAUAACGGUUUUCCAGUCCAUUGUGCUAAACCAGGAGUUCCCACUACGUCGAUCGUGAGCUACCGCUUGAUUCCCAGGCAUUAAAAAAAAUGACAUAUCAUCAAUCUUCACUAUGAUGACGACCAUCUGGAACGGAUCAGAAUAAGUGAUGCCAUCCCGCCUGCGUUAACAGAAUAAGAGCCUUAGAUUACUAGUGCACACAAGCUAGCAAGCUAUUGACUUAGCCACCACUUUCAUGCGGAGGAUGAAAGUAUAUAUAUAUAUAUAAGAAUAUAUAUUUGGCAACACUAAAUUGGCCCUAGUGUGUGAAUGUGAGUGUGAAUGUUGUCUGUCUAUCUGUGUUGGCCCUGCGAUGAGGUGGCGACUUGUCCAGGGUGUACCCCGCCUUCCGCCCGAUUGUAGCUGAGACAGGUGCCAGCGCCCCCCGCGACCCCGAAAGGGAAUAAGCGGUAGAAAAUGGAUGGAAAAUGGAUAUAUAUAUAUAUAUAUAUAUAUAUAU